CUUGGAUAUGGAUCUUCUCUUUUGAUUAAUGACCCAUCCCAAAAAGUCUUCUUCCAAUGGAUGUUCCCUAAUAGAAACCAACAAUAUACAGGGAUGCUUCAACUGCUUUUGCUUUUCAGAUGGACUUGGAUUGGUGUCAUUUUCAUACCAGAUGACAAUGCUCUCUGGUUUGUACAGAAAGAACUUCCCAAGUUUUCUCAAAGUGGUAUCUGUUUUGAUUUUAUAGAACCAUUCCCAACUGUGUUUUUUAAAAGUGGCAUUCAUGAAAUUAUGGAAUCAUGGGCCAAACUGUAUAUCUUCAUAAGUGAUAGCUUUGCCAGUGUUGUAAUUUUACAUGGUGAAAUUCACACUACAAUCUUUUUGAGAAUGUUUCCCAGAGUUUUGGAUGUUGAAGACAAAGAAAUGAAGACAGGGAAAGUCUGGAUCAUGACCGCACAGAUAGAAUUCACUUCUGUUCACUUUCAACGAUCUUGGGAUAUAAAUAUCCUUCAUGGUUCCUUAGCCUUUGAAACCGAGUCAAAGGAGGUGGUAGGUUUUCAACAUUUUCUUCAGAUGAGAAACCCUAAUGUGGAAACCAGAGAUGGUUUUAUUAAGGACUUUUGGAGACAGGCAUUUGAUUGUUCCUUCCCAACUUCCUUGGAAGAGGAAAAUGUUUGGAAUCUCUGCAGUGGGGAGGAGAAGCUGGAGACUCUUCCUAGGUCUGUCUUUGACAUGAGCAUAACUCCUCAUAGCUAUAGCAUCUACAAUGCAAUUUAUGCUGUGGCCCAUGCAUUGAAAUCCAUGAGCUCAUCAAUGCUCAAACAUAGAAUUAUAUCAGAGGAAGGACAGAAGAAUGUUCUGAAUUCAUUACUUUGGCAG
This is a messenger RNA of Pseudonaja textilis, 858 nucleotides long. The record is from RefSeq and is a predicted model, not a curated record. NCBI's taxonomy places the organism in Eukaryota, Metazoa, Chordata, Lepidosauria, Squamata, Elapidae.